Messenger RNA from Akanthomyces muscarius, 1137 nucleotides. RefSeq lists its product as uncharacterized. The transcript has a single exon. The coding region runs from base 1 to 1137 and encodes 378 amino acids. Lineage: Eukaryota; Fungi; Ascomycota; Sordariomycetes; Hypocreales; Cordycipitaceae. The record is from RefSeq and is a predicted model, not a curated record.
AUGUUCAACAUGGCUCGUGCAAGCUUCACUACGCUUCCCAAUGAGAUGCUCAUCAGCAUUGCCAGGCUCUCGGAUUGCUUCCGCGACUUCAGCAGCCUGGCGCGAGUAAAUCGACACGCGUAUGGGCUCCUGGACAUCUGCCUCCUUCGUCACAGGGUCUCCAUGGAAGAGGGUCGAUCAGCAACCCUCGUCUGGGCAUUGACGGCCGCCGGUAUCGACGAAGAAUUCAGGCUACUCAUGGUCAACAAGGCCAUCCACGCCGGCGUCGACGUCGACAUGGGCAUUAGCCUCGCCCACUUUCCCGACGCCGGCAUCCCUCGAGUCAACCCCGCCCACUUUCUCGACAAAAAUAAUCCGCGACGUAACCACGAGCAGUUGAAGGUGUCUGCCGUGGGAAUCGCAAUCAGCCGAGGCUACUUCCGGGUAGCUCACCGGAUGCUGGAAGCAGGGGCAGAAAUCAACUUAGAACCGUCCCCAGACGUCAGCCCGCUCUCGGAGAGCGUCGAGACACAAAACACGGACGCUGUCAAAUUCAUCUUGACACAGCCUGGGACGGAUGUGGACAAGCGGCAGCCCAAAGGCGAGACCAUUCUCGAGAGGGCUUUGACAUUUUCCACGGCCGAGAUUGUUCAAUUAAUCGUCUCACAUGUGGAUAUGAGCCGCAGGGAGUACUCCGGCGGCAUCCAGAUCUUCCUGCUUGCCGUGCAAUCCCAAAACCCGGAGAUGAUGUCGGCAGUGCUGUCCAGCGAGCACCUGUCUCCCAAUUACCAAUUCGUGACGAAUAUCAACAGGCGGAAUCCAGACACGGUCUUCACAUUUUCAUGCACCAUGAGCGAUGGUGGUAUCGUGCGGGUGCUGCAUGAUGACGAUCGUGUAGAUGUAGAUUUUGCUAGGGAUGGGUAUAACCUUGGUGCGCUGAAUGCCUGGAAACACCGACGCAUGAAUCAUGUCAAGUUUUUGAUGCGUUCCAAUAAAUCCAAGACGGCCAAGGGCUCAAUAUUCUGCCUUGCUUACUAUCAUGGAAAUGUCGGCUUUGCCAAAGGAGUUUUGCGGCUGGCUUGUGCUGAGGUUGCUGCCAAUGAAGCACUUGAACAGGCUGCCCAGACGAUCAUGGACAAUUCAAUGGACACCGAAUAG